AUGCCACCGUACGUGCGCUUCUCGCGAUUCCUUCGUCCACUUGCCAGAGCUUCACAACUUCAUCAACAUGUGUUUCGUCAAAGAGAAACUUACCGUCGUGUCAGUACUUUACCGUGCUUCACUCUCGAAAACAAAGUCUGCGUCGUGACCGGCGCGUCACAAGGUCUCGGCCAACAAAUCUUAGCAGCCUUCUGCCUAUCUGGCGGCCAUGGCGCAGUCGUCGACCUUUCCCUCGACAGCGCAGCCAAGUCAAUCCAAACAAUCAAUGCCGAAGUAAAAGAAAAAGGCCUCCCAGAAGCAAAUCUGCGCCCCUAUGAAUGCAACACCGCCGACGAAGCUGCCGUCAAGAAAACCUGGGCUCAGAUCGAAAAGGACUUCGGCAAAAUUCAUGUUAUGUGCCUGAAUGCUGGAAUUACUGGUGGUGUUGCAGCUGAAGAUUAUGACUUUAACGAUUGGAAGAGUAUGCUGGAUGUCAAUGUUAAUGGCACGUUUUUGUUUGCUAGAGAGGCUGGUCAUCAUAUGAUCAAGAAUGGCAUUAAGGGAUCGAUCAUUAUGGUCUCGAGUAUGUCGGGUGUUAUUGUCAAUCGCCCUCAGAAGCAAUCUGCCUAUAACACUUCAAAAGCAGCAGUGGUACAGAUGAUGAAGUCUUUCGCCAGCGAAUGGGGCGAGCACGGCAUCCGCGUCAAUGCAAUCUCACCAGGUUACAUCCAGACCGCUGCCAACGAAGGCGAGGAGAUGGAGAAACUCAGCAAAGGAUGGAUCAAAGACAUUCCUCUGUACAGAAUUGCCAAGCCGGAAGAGUUCAGAGGCACUGCUGUGUAUAUUGCUAGUGAUGCCAGCAGCUAUUUGACAGGUAGUCAGAUUGUUGUAGAUGGUGGAUACACUGUUUGGUAG
Molecule: messenger RNA, 894 nt
Organism: Aureobasidium melanogenum CBS 110374
Lineage: Eukaryota; Fungi; Ascomycota; Dothideomycetes; Dothideales; Saccotheciaceae
Product: NAD(P)-binding protein
Exons: 3
Coding region: 1-894 (297 amino acids)
Cellular component (GO): intracellular anatomical structure
Molecular function (GO): oxidoreductase activity, acting on NAD(P)H, oxygen as acceptor
Source: RefSeq, a predicted model, not a curated record